AUCUUUCGAUAUUCUUCUCCGAUAUACCAGUGGCAGUUUGAAUUGUAAGUCAUAUCCCUUUCUUUUACACUUAAGAAGAGAAGUUGAUGUUUAAACAUGAUGAAAUGCAUCCGUCUAUACCAUCUUUCGGGACAGAAUUUUGAUGUUGAGAUGCAGUUAUCUGACUGGAAAUUUUUAUUUUUGCAAUCUUUUAAUCGACAAAGCUUUCUUUUCUUAUCGUUCACGUCGUAUUUUAAUAUCUUACACAGGUAUUAUGGUUUCUUCCUUGUAGUAAACGAACUGAGGUAAGUGUGGGGUAAUUACAGCGGCAAACAUUUUACAAUUUUCCGGUUAAAAUGGCGAACGGGAUCCAGGUAGAAACCGUCGUGCUAUGCGGGCGUGCCAAGUUGAGCGAGAACUAGUUUCACGGUAUUCUCCGACCAUUUAAAUUCUCAUGGAUGGCGAUGAAGGUGCAAUCUAUACGCUUUACGUUCCUAAGCUGCAUACAGAUUUAAGAUAGAGGUUUAACAAAUGCAUCUCUGCAAACAUCUGGUUCUUUUUCAGAUGUCUUUAAAAGAAACUUCUUAAUGAGACUCAUUCUCUCGAUGUUUAAAUUCUCUGACAGUUCUCAAGCAUGAUGAAUUGCAUUAACUUAACCAUCUUUCGGGACAGAAUAAUUUUGUUGAGGUGCAUUAUCUGACUUGAGAAUUACUGAAGGUAGUAGACAUCUCCCUGUAUGUUCUAAAGCAGUUUGUAACCCUUGCACAUAAUACUAUUCUUCCAGCCUGAAGUACUUCUUGAGAACAACAGACUCCUUCCUCUGUAAGUAUGAACUUUGUUAGUAAUUACUAAUAGUAAGGCUAUAGUUUAACUCGACCCUCAGCAAUCCUAUCUUCAGCAGCACAUUUUUAAUGAUGGUGAUAAUGAUAUGGCACAUGUUUGGGUCAUUUUCAUUUUCUAAUACUCUUGACAACACUUUGCAACUUAGCAUAGGACUUUGAUUCAGAUCUCAGUGGUUUCAAUAAGAAGGGGUACCAGUAGUCUACCAAUGCCUACAAGACCUCUUAUUGUCAACUCUUUAGCCUACAAGCAGAUACCCGUAAUGCUGGAAAUUACUUCUCAGAAAUCUUAGAUUUCAAGGUUUUCUUUGGAGAACAUGCAUCCUGAGGUUGCAUGCAUGUAAGAAGUAAUUGAAACCUGUAAACUCCAUGAGGCAGUUUACCAAGAAUGGAGGGAAUCUUUUAUGAAGAUGUCUGCUAGUUUGGAUAUUAGGUCAGAUCACAGCUUUAGGAGAGUUUUGCCAUAUUCUUGAAGAUAAACAGGGUUUUUAUAAAGAAAUUUAGUAGAUAGAAUAGGGUCUUGACACUUAAACUCCCAGAAGUGAUUAACACAUAACUUCUCCCUUUGAUAUCCAUACAUUUUUCAAUAAACAGGUAAUGACAUUACUAAAACUUACCAGGUAGUUAUCUUGUUCUAGCACCAAAUUCUCGUAACUAAUUUCUAAGGAGAUGUGUAGCAGCUAGAGGGGAGAAUCAUCAAUUAGAUCUUGGAAGUUAAUGGGUUAAGUACCAAGAGAAUAUUUUAGUAUAGUAGCUGAAGAAUUCUCUGAUAUGUGAUCACCCUGGUUGAACCAGAGCAGUAGGCUUGGGUAGUACCUAAGUAAACCCAAAGAAUCUGGAUCGAGGGAAAUGAAAAACAGGUCUUUUUCUGCAUGAGAAACUAAUUCCUAAGGAUACUGUUUUGUAAAAAAAGGGUUUGCAGUCACAUAAUUGUGCUUCUUCAAAAGAUGAAUAAAUUAUUCAAGAAAGCAUUUGCUAGAAAUUUUUAGCCCCAAAAAGCUUAAAAACAGGGACUAGAUAGGUCUGUUAUCAUAAAGGUUGCUUUCACACCAAUCCCAAGCCAUGAUGUUAAGAUGUUUACUUACUAUGAGUUAUGGUUUUGCUGCAGUGCUUCUUGGAAAUGUCGGACAUGGAUGAUGAUUUCAUGUGUGAUGAUGAUGAAGAUUAUGACCUGGAGUACUCUGAAGACAGUGCCUCCGAGCCUGAUGUGGAUUUGGAAAACCAGUACUACAAUUCAAAAGCCUUGAAAGAAGAUGAUCCUAAUGCCUCAUUGCAAAGCUUUCAGAAGGUUUUGGAUCUUGAAACAGAAAAAGGUGAAUGGGGAUUCAAAGCGCUGAAACAAAUGAUCAAGAUCAACUUCAAGCUGGGCCAUUAUGAUGAGAUGAUGACCCGCUAUCAGCAGUUGCUCACAUACAUAAAGAGUGCUGUCACAAGGAACCACUCUGAAAAGUCUAUUAAUUCCAUCCUGGAUUACAUUUCAACUUCAAAGCAAAUGGAGUUGCUACAGAAUUUCUAUGAGACCACACUGGAAGCCUUGAAAGAUGCAAAGAAUGACAGACUGUGGUUUAAGACAAACACAAAGCUAGGAAAGUUGUACUUUGACAGAGGGGAAUUCACUAAGCUGGCAAAAAUCCUGAAACAACUGCAUCAGUCUUGUCAGACGGAUGAAGGAGAAGAUGAUCUGAAGAAGGGAACUCAAUUGCUAGAAAUUUAUGCUCUGGAGAUCCAGAUGUACACAGCACAAAAAAAUAACAAGAAGCUUAAAGCUUUGUAUGAACAGUCCCUUCACAUCAAAUCUGCCAUUCCACAUCCACUUAUUAUGGGGGUGAUCAGGGAGUGUGGUGGGAAGAUGCACUUACGGGAGGGAGACUAUGGAGCAGCUCACACUGAUUUCUUUGAGGCUUUUAAGAACUAUGAUGAGUCUGGAAGUGGAAGGCGCACAACUUGCCUGAAAUACCUUGUCCUGGCCAACAUGCUUAUGAAAUCUGGUAUCAACCCUUUUGACUCUCAGGAAGCAAAACCUUACAAAAAUGACCCAGAGAUUCUAGCCAUGACAAAUCUUGUCAGUGCCUACCAGAAUGAUGAUAUCAAUGAGUUUGAGAAAAUUCUCAAAACCAACCGCAAGAACAUAAUGGAUGAUCCCUUUAUUAGGGAACACAUUGAAGAUCUCUUAAGAAACAUCAGGACACAAGUGCUUAUUAAGCUGAUUAAGCCAUACACACGGAUCCACAUUCCAUUUAUAUCCAAAGAGUUGAACAUCGAUACAGAAGAAGUAGAAAGCCUUCUGGUACAAUGUAUACUUGACAAUACCAUUCAUGGCCGCAUUGAUCAGGUAAAUCAACUUCUUGAACUGAACAGAACAACACAGAGUGUUGAUAGGUUCCAGGGACUGGAUAGGUGGACCACACAGUUAAAUUCGCUGCACACUACAGUCGUAAACAAGAUUGCCUAAGCAGCCAGUUACAUAAUCAACAGUCAAACAGACAAGUAACUGUUAAGCAUGUGCAUUAAUCUUGCUGUAAAUGUGAAUAACAGAGCCACUUGGACACAUGUCUGUUGUUAAUAAACGAAGGUUUGUGUGGUGAUUCCAAGUUAGAAGGCUCUAUUUUUAGGGUUUUUUUUUUUUUUUUUUUUUUUUUUUUUUUUUCAGCAUAUAACUUUUUUCUUAAAAUUAAUGUAGCAUUGGGAAAAAAAAGAAAAUGAAUAAAGAUUGUUGUGAUUUACAAGGGCAAAACCAGUGAAAUAGUUGAGACAACAAUAAUGAAUGCCAGUAUUGGGAAUGUUAAACUUUGGUGUAUGGCUGUAGUUGUAGUUUUUUGAGGGAUCUUCUAGAAAACAUUUCAAACAUUUGGAACAAGCUUGUGGAACAGGCUAAGAGACAGUCAGUAAUUGUGAAUUCAUUACUUGCAUGUGUAAUUUUACUCUGAGAUGAAGUCACUCUAGCCUCUUUAAAACAUUUUGUAUUUUUGUUAGAGGUACUUUAUCUGGCAAAAUAAUCAAUACAGUAAUACAAUAAAUGUUGUUUUUUCAUGGUAUGAGUGGAAAUGUGACAUGUAUGUCUCCAAAAUUGUCAAUUAGAGUUAAGAGCC
This is a messenger RNA of Pocillopora meandrina, 3907 nucleotides long. NCBI's taxonomy places the organism in Eukaryota, Metazoa, Cnidaria, Anthozoa, Scleractinia, Pocilloporidae. The record is from the annotation of a GenBank genome assembly.